Sporisorium graminicola is the source of this 1659-nucleotide messenger RNA. RefSeq lists its product as uncharacterized. The coding region runs from base 1 to 1659 and encodes 552 amino acids. The record is from RefSeq and is a predicted model, not a curated record. The transcript has a single exon. Gene Ontology annotation, molecular function: phosphoenolpyruvate carboxykinase (ATP) activity; ATP binding. Gene Ontology annotation, cellular component: cytosol. NCBI's taxonomy places the organism in Eukaryota, Fungi, Basidiomycota, Ustilaginomycetes, Ustilaginales, Ustilaginaceae. Gene Ontology annotation, biological process: gluconeogenesis.
AUGACUUCGCCAGGAAACCACCACGAUGAUUUGCUCACCAACAACCCGCACUACACCCUCUUGGGUUCGGACCUCAAGCUCUUCUCCGAUGCCGGUUUCGACAUGGACAGGGUCCACCUCAAGCGCAACGCUUCGGUCGCCCAGCUCUACGAGGACGCCAUCAAGAAGGAGGGCGCUGUCAUCUCGUCAGCCGGUGCCUUGAUCAACUACUCUGGUAAGAAGACCGGUCGUUCGCCCAAGGACAAGCGUAUCGUCUUUGAGGAGACCUCCAAGGACCACGUCUGGUGGGGCCCCGUCAACAUCAAGAUGGACGAGCACACGUUCGAGAUCAACCGUGAGCGUGCCAUCGACUACCUCAACACGCGUGACGACAUCUACGUCUUUGACGGCUUCGCAGGCUGGGACCCCAAGUACCGCAUCAAGGUGCGAAUCAUCUGCAGCCGUGCCUACCACGCGCUCUUCAUGCACAACAUGCUUAUCCGCCCCACCGCCGAGGAGCUCGAGCACUUUGGCGAGCCCGACUUUAUCAUCUACAACGCCGGUCAGUUCCCUGCCAACCGUUUCACCGCCGGUAUGACUUCCUCCACCUCGGUCGAGGUCAACUUCAAGCGUCACGAGAUGGUUAUUCUGGGUACCGAGUACGCCGGUGAGAUGAAGAAGGGUAUCUUCUCGGUCAUGCACUACCUCAUGCCCGUCAAGUUCAACCAGCUCUCGCUGCACUCGUCGGCCAACGAGGGUCCCGACGGCGACGUGUCGCUCUUCUUCGGUCUUUCGGGUACCGGUAAGACGACGCUCUCGGCCGACCCCAAGCGUGCGCUCAUCGGUGACGACGAGCACGUGUGGUCGGACGAGGGCGUGUUCAACAUCGAGGGUGGUUGCUACGCCAAGUGCAUCGGUCUCUCGGCCGCCAAGGAGCCCGAAAUUUACAACGCCAUCCGCUUUGGUGCUGUGCUCGAAAACGUGGUCUACGACAAGAACACGCGUGAGGUCGACUACGACGACGUUGUCAUCACCGAGAACACUCGCUGCUCGUACCCCAUCGAGUUUAUCCCCAACGCCAAGAUCCCCUGCAUGGCCAACUCGCCACCCAAGAACAUCAUCUUCCUCACUUGUGAUGCUUACGGUGUCCUGCCGCCCGUUUCCAAGCUCAACGCCGACCAGGCUCAGUACCACUUUAUCUCUGGUUACACCUCCAAGACGCCCGGUACCGAGGAUGGUAUCCAGGAGCCCUCGCCCACGUUCUCGACGUGCUACGGCCAGCCCUUCAUCGUUCUCCACCCUCGUGUGUACGCCAAGAUGCUUGCCGAGCGCAUGGAGAAGCACAAGGCCGACGUGUGGCUCGUCAACACCGGUUGGGCCGGUGGCAAGUUCGGCGUCGGCCAGCGAUGCCCGCUCAAGUACACGCGCAAGAUCAUCGACGCCAUCCACGACGGCUCGCUCGCCAAGGGCCAGUUCCAGAACUUUGGCGUGUUCAACCUGCAGAUCCCCACCGCCAUCGAGGGUGUGCCCGAGACGCUGCUCAACCCCGCCACCUCGUGGCCAGACAAGGGCGCCUUCAAGACGGAGCUCAACAAGCUCGCCGACAUGUUCAGCACCAACUUUGAAAAGUACGUCAACGACGUUUCCGCCGAGGUCGCCGCUGCCGGUCCCAAGCUUUAA